AACACAGCGCACCUUACAGGGGAGCUGACAGCAAGCGUGUGAAAUUAGCUAAUGCUAAGAUUUAUACUGAAACGCCGAGUAAGGAGGAGAACGAUAAGGAACAAGAGAUCGGUUGGUUUUUGUGUAUUUUAAUUUCCUCCGCGAUGAUGGUGUGUUGCGGAAAUGUAAUUCAGCGUCUAGACGAGCUAAUCCGCGUUUAAUACCCAUGAUAGCUGUCCGUAGAGUUGCAGCGGGUCUUUCUCUGUUAGCUGUGGCCAAUACAAUGAGCUCCGUGGCUGGAUCCUCAUCUUCAGAGCCAGCGGGGAUGUGGCUAAACGGAUCCCUGGAUGCUCAUCCAGGGAGCCCGCCCCAACUCCGGCGCCUGGCUGAUGUGCCCGGGCACAAACCGGACAGAGUCAACGACCUUCUCCUCCUCAGGCCUCUAGAGGGACUGGCGGCGUGUAGCGCUGACGCAGAGGCCUACGAGGAUGGAAAUUCACAUGUUGUGUUUUUCCAUGGGGAUAUACAGGACUUCCACCAGGAGAUGCUCCUCCAGGCGGAGGCUGCUCCGUGGCAGAGCUGGAGCCUGGAGCGGGUGGCCCUCACUCUGGGGCGCCGCUUCCCCAACCGCUACGUCUGGGUGGUCCGGGCUUCGCGCAUGUACCUGCACAAGUUCAGCAGCUACCCCAACUUUGUGGAGAGCAACCUGUUCGGAGCGCCGGAGCACUCCUCAGACUACGGAGCCUUCCAGCACCUCAGGGCACUGCUGGGCCACGGCAUGGAGCAGGCUGGCCUGCCUAACCCGCUCCCCCCUCUAGGGGGCCCCGUGCCCCAGGGUUUCCACCUGGAGCUGGUGGGCUUCAGCAAAGGCUGCGUGGUGCUCAACCAGCUGCUGUACGAGCUGGCGGGGGCCCGCGCCCAGCCGGGGCUGGCUGCGUUCGUGGAGCGCAUCUCCGACAUGUACUGGCUGGACGGGGGGCACCCCGGGGGCAGCGAGACCUGGGUGACGGAGCAGCGGGCACUGAGGGAGCUGGCGGCCAGCGGAGUGGCCGUCCACGCCCACGUGACGCCCUACGAGGUGAGGGACCCCAUGAGGGCCUGGGUGGGCCGCGAGCACCUCAGGUUCAUCAGGACCCUGGAGGAACUGGGAGCACGGCUUGAGCAGAAGCUGCACUUUGAGGACGAGCCCCCCUCCAUCGAGAACCACUUCCGGGUCAUCCAGGAGUUCUGAACGGACGCUGCUGGUUGGCUGGAGAGGGUAUCGUGGGCGUGGUCAGCGAGGGGGGAUUCUGGAUGCCAACGCAGCACUUGUCAGGGCUUCAGCUCGUGGAUCGUUCAACCUGUCGCGCCUGCCUCUCCAAUUUCACCUAUCGAAGGAUGAAGAGGAAAUCGAUCUCGGCGCAGAAUAGUGCAACUCUAUCGCUCGUAUCCAUAAGAUAUUAUCUUACCUCAUUUUUCGCUAAGGGCUCAAAGAUGCAGGAUGUGGAGAAAUGCUGUCACAGGACUGGCUUUCUUGUAGCACUUAGUUCUAGAGACACUUCCCUCUGAGACGGACUGCCAGGAAACUCCAAGUCAUGGAACACUCAUCUUUAAUCCUAAUCCUAGUUAGAUCUUCACAAAUCAAAAAAUGUUUUGCAUAUCGAAAGCUUGUGCUUCUGCUGCCUCCCAUGACUGAUUUUUGUUGAUCUGACUUUAUAAGAGUAACUGUAUAGGCAGGAGCGUGAGGAAGGGUUAUUGAUGUUUCAUGUGGAGUUUAUCUUUUAGUCAAGAACUUCCUUCGUCCAAGUCUUUUAGAUAUGCACCUUUUGCAAUCUGUCCUUACUAAUGGCAAUGCUGAAUAUUACUUGCACAUUGUUAUGAUAUUCAAAUGUUUUACCUCAGUGUGUAUUAUUUGGGGUAAUAUCAACACCAGCCCUCAGAUCAUAUCAGACCUAGAUACUGCCCAGGGGCAGGGUCUGGCUGGAGCGUGCUUGAGGCCUACAGUAUUUAAAGUUGCUGAAUGUUUUUCGUCCUUCGAUCUCAGACAGUAGGUUUCAAUGUGUACAUUCAGAAGGAAAAUAAUUGGAUGCAUUGGGUUUGAUGGCUGUAAUGUUGCAAAAGGGCCUGUAGACUUGCACUAUAAAAUGCUUGUGGGCAUUCACAAGGCUCAUAUGUAGUUUGACCCAGAUCCGGCUUUGUCAACAGUCUACAUGGUGGGAAUGUGCAUGGUAAAUACAUAGCUGUUGUCCCAGAGGCCUGAAGGGGCCGGUCCCAGGAACGGUGGUGGUUCCACUUUACUCUUCUGAGGUCACAUGUUCCAUUUUCUCAUGAGCCUAACAUCUCAUAAUAUCCAUGAUUCAUUUCUUAGAAGGGAUGCUUCAUGCUUUUGUUAGGAGUACAAAACUCAGGUCCUUCUGCUUUUGCUUUUGAAUGUAUAUUCAUGUUCAUGUAAUUACAUCCCUAUUGGCUUUGGUUAACAAGAGUUGGCACACAUGCAGGCUAGAGAUGUGUGCAUUCCUGCUCAGCCAGGCUUCCAGGGCGGCUGUUGCACUACAAUGAGGAUAAGCAUUCCAAUGAAUGUAGCUGCUUCUGACUUCAUAUCCACUCCAUAUUGUGUACGUUUUGAUUAAAAGAAACUUCUGCUGUUUCAA
Hypomesus transpacificus is the source of this 2609-nucleotide messenger RNA. It is a transcript of the gene c23h2orf69, whose product is annotated as chromosome 23 C2orf69 homolog. The transcript is spliced from 3 exons. Gene Ontology annotation, cellular component: mitochondrion. NCBI's taxonomy places the organism in Eukaryota, Metazoa, Chordata, Actinopteri, Osmeriformes, Osmeridae. The record is from RefSeq and is a predicted model, not a curated record. Bases 206 to 1210 code for a protein of 334 amino acids.